Ornithodoros turicata is the source of this 1166-nucleotide messenger RNA. RefSeq names its product dolichyl-phosphate beta-glucosyltransferase-like (gene wol). Gene Ontology annotation, cellular component: endoplasmic reticulum membrane. The transcript has 9 exons. The coding region runs from base 41 to 1024 and encodes 327 amino acids. The record is from RefSeq and is a predicted model, not a curated record. NCBI's taxonomy places the organism in Eukaryota, Metazoa, Arthropoda, Arachnida, Ixodida, Argasidae.
CGGUUCCUGCAGCUUUUUGAUUCGAUUUCAUGCCGCCGCUAUGUGGUACGUGGACCUGUCCGAUGUGCUGUUAUGUGUAGCGAUAUUCUUCUUAUUCUUUGUAAUAUUCCUUACGGCGGUGCUGUACGCCACUACGACCCGCACUCCACUCAUAAUCCGCUAUGAAGAUGAAAUGACUUUCAAGGACCCGGCCCAGCCGGGAACUCGGAUACCUUUUCCACAUCUCAAAGAUGAACCGACAAUCGACUUGUCGGUCAUUGUACCGGCUUAUGAAGAGGAGAAAAGAUUGCCACCAAUGCUUGAUGAAUGCUUAGAGCAUCUAGAAAAUAAGCAGAAAUCAAACAAGAACUUCAAGUACGAAGUGAUCUUAGUUGACGAUGGAAGCAGGGACAGAACGUCUGAAGUGGGGCUCAGCUACUGUCUGAGACAUGGCUCUGAAAGAGUCAGGGUACUAACUCUAGUCAAGAACAGGGGCAAGGGAGGAGCAGUACGAAUGGGCAUGCUGAGUGCCCGCGGCAAACUGCUAUUGUUUGCCGACGCGGACGGUGCAACACGAUUUUCUGACAUUGAGAAGCUCAAUGAUGCUAUGGAGGAGCUUCAGGAGACGAGCGAUACAUCGGUCGUGGUGGGAUCACGUGCUCAUUUAGAGAAAGAUUCCAUAGCUACGCGUUCCAUUUUCCGAACCAUUCUCAUGUUUGGUUUCCACUUCCUGGUGUGGCUCUUUGCGGUCCGAGGCAUCCGAGACACACAGUGUGGUUUCAAGCUCUUCACGAGGGAGGCAGCAAAGUACCUCUUUGCAUCACUACACGUUGAGCGAUGGGCAUUUGAUGUUGAGAUGCUGUACUUGGCACAGAAGCUUGGGUUUCCAAUGAAGGAGGUCGCAGUCCACUGGACUGAAAUUGAAGGUUCGAAGGUAGUUCCGUUCUGGACAUGGCUGGAGAUGGGACGGGACCUCUUCCUUAUCUGGAUGAGAUAUACUGUUGGGGCGUGGACAAUAGCCAUCCGUCCGGAAAAAGAGAAAUAGUGCUCUGACUAUACAUUCUGUUCCUAUUGUGUAAUGUAAAGAAAUGACUGUUGAUGUACAGCUGGACAAUUUGUGAGGCACUUUGGGCACAAGAGGCAUUUUUGCAUCAUUAAAGUGUGUUUUACAUUAUUUGUAAGCAACA